This is a messenger RNA of Chondrus crispus (carragheen), 1059 nucleotides long. RefSeq lists its product as hypothetical. The annotation marks the transcript as partial. The record is from RefSeq and is a predicted model, not a curated record. The transcript is spliced from 2 exons. Lineage: Eukaryota; Rhodophyta; Florideophyceae; Gigartinales; Gigartinaceae.
AUGCCCACAGACCGUCGCUCGCGGCAGCGCUAUUCGAGCGCCACGGCAGCGCCUUUCUCUCCCGCGGACGAUGCGGUGGACGUGCCUCCGCCCUCCGCGCCCAGCCGGCGCGCGUUCGGCUGGCGGCGCGGGAUCCUAGUCGCACAAGGCGGCGGCCUAGGAGGAGGAGGUGAUGGACCACGGGAACGCGAGCUACGCGAUGCUGGACCAGAACCUGUUGGGGCCGGGCAAGCGGCAGCGUGAGGUGAUGAAGGAGGCGGUGCGCAGCGGAGAGCAGUACGCGUUCUUCGACGCGCUGGUCGAGGAGCUCGUGCAGGACCCGCGGUGCGAGGAGUUUCUCAAGCCGGUGCUCGAGGUGUAUGACGACGAGGAAGUGCCCGAGUAUAGGCAGCAGAUUAAACGGCCGAUGGACCUUGGGACUAUUGAGAAGAGAAUUAAGGGAGGGGAACAUAUCAAGGAAACGCGCCGGGUGUUUGAAUUUGACCAGGAAGAGUGCGGAAUUGAUAUCCGGCUCUGCUUGGGAACUGCAUGGACUACAACGACCCGAAGAGCGAGAUCCAUGAGAUGGCGCGCAAGCUGCUGAAGAAGGCGACGACGAUGAUCUCGGGGCUGGAGAGUAAGCUGGAGCGGGUGAAGGAGAGCGCGCAGAAGAAGUUGAAGCGCGAGCAGGAGCGGCGGUGGACGAAGACGGCGGAGGAGGAGGGGGCGCCGGCGGCCAAGCAGGCGCGGAAGGCGUCGGUGGUGAUGGGGAAGAUGAAGCGCGAGACCGAAGAGGCGGAGCGGAAGCGGCUGCAGGAGAUCAAGAAGGAGGCGGAGUGGAAGACGAGGAUGCAGCACGAGAAGGGGAAGGCGGUGGCCGCGGUCGUGCAGGAGGCGCUGGCGAAGAAGGAGCGGGAGGGGCGGGUGAUGAACACGAGCAGCGUGAGGUUCGACGAGCGCGACGGGCGCGGCGAGCUGACGUUUAUGUUUGUGUCGACGGUGGGGAUGGAGAAGAAGCGCGGGCGGAAGAGCGGUAAGAAUAAAGCUUCAAGUACACCGUUACAGUACUUAACGUUUCCU